This is a messenger RNA of Uloborus diversus, 1538 nucleotides long. It is a transcript of the gene Trs23, whose product is annotated as trafficking protein particle complex subunit 4-like. Gene Ontology annotation, cellular component: TRAPP complex. NCBI's taxonomy places the organism in Eukaryota, Metazoa, Arthropoda, Arachnida, Araneae, Uloboridae. The record is from RefSeq and is a predicted model, not a curated record. The transcript is spliced from 5 exons. Gene Ontology annotation, biological process: endoplasmic reticulum to Golgi vesicle-mediated transport. Bases 129 to 779 code for a protein of 216 amino acids.
CACUCCUCUUGCUUUGUUACUUGUGAACACUAUUUUCAAUGUAAAUGAUCAAUUUAAAGAAAUUAUUGUGAUUUCUCUCUCCACAUUUAUAAAAUUUCCACUCUCUGAACUUUCGUUUGUGACACAACAUGUCUGUGAGCGUAUAUAUAGUUAGUAAAGCGGGUGGAAUGAUUUAUCAGUACGAUCAUAAUGUCGUACCAAUUGAAUGCGAAAAAACUUUCAGUUAUCCUCUCGAAUUAGUGCUUGAAUACACUAAUAAUAGGACAAUGGUAACGUUUGGCCAAAUCGACACAAUCAAAGUUGGCCAUAUUGUCUUAUCUAUCAAUGGCAUACCAGUCAUAGGAAAGAAGCUGAAUGAUGGGCGAGAUGUAUUUGAAGUCUUGAAAGAUGAACAAAAUUACCCAAUCAAUAUCAAAUUUGGGCGACCCAGACUUGGAACUAAUGAGAAAAUUGUUUUAUCAAGUACCUUCCAUUCGUUAUUUGCAAUUGCUUCUCAACUAUCACCUGAGCCACACUGCUCUGGAAUUGAAGUAAUAGAAGCUGACACAUUUAAGCUGUAUUGUUAUCAAACUAUUACAGGUACAAAACUUAUUGUUGUUGCUGAUCCUAAGCAAGCUGGAAUAGAAAAUUUAUUGAAGAAGAUUUAUGAGUUAUAUGCAGAUUAUGCUUUAAAAAAUCCUUUCUAUUCAUUAGAGAUGCCUAUUAGGUGUGAAUUGUUUGAUACUAAUCUCCAAGCAACAUUGGAACAACUGGAAAAGACUAGUGUUAUCAAUAUAUAAAUAUAUUUUCAUUAAUGUACUUAUAGUUUUACAUUUCUUUCAAAUUACUUUUUUUCAUGUUGCCUGCUUUGAGUAUUUAUUUUCAGUUUUCCUUAGCAAUCAUUCUCCUUUCACAUCAAAUUGUUGAUUUAAUUUGUCCCUAUGUUUUUUUUUAUCAUUAGUAAUAAAACGUAUGGUAGUCUAAUUUAACAUCACUUUUUGUGAUGCUAAUCCUAUUUAAAAUUUCAGGGGCAGAACUGAAAUUUCUUCUAAGAAGAGAUUUUGGUUCAUAAUAUUUUUUGCAGAAGUUGAUCUCCUUUUAGUUGUGUGAGUCCAUUAAUUUAAAAAUGUUAUAUGUUCCCCUUACAGUUGAUUCAUAAUGUAUGAUUUGUUUGAGUAUAUAAUUUUUUUAAACAUAACAAACAACUUUUCUUAAGUAAUAGUCUUUUUUUAACUAUACAAUUUCAAUAAAACAGAACCAGAAAAAUAUAUUCUGGAGCAAACAGUAAGUGAGGAUUCAGUUGUAGAUAGUUUGCUUAAAUAUUAUACAAUGAAUAGGAAUUCAUAAAAGUAUUUAAAAGCAAAAUAUUGAAGAAAACUUUUUGCUUUGCUUUCUAAAAUAUAUAUCUACUAUACAUUGAUAAAUGUAUAGUAGUAUGUAUGUAUAUACCCCCCCCUUUCUCUUUUAAUAUAUUUUGUGUAACAAUGGAAAUAGAUUAUUUUUUGUUUGAAGUUAUUUCAACUUUUAUUGUAUAUUUAUUUAUUGUACAUAAUAAAGAA